Sapajus apella (tufted capuchin) is the source of this 5773-nucleotide messenger RNA. RefSeq names its product nuclear receptor subfamily 4 group A member 1 (gene NR4A1). Gene Ontology annotation, molecular function: zinc ion binding; RNA polymerase II cis-regulatory region sequence-specific DNA binding; nuclear glucocorticoid receptor binding. Gene Ontology annotation, cellular component: nucleus; transcription regulator complex. Gene Ontology annotation, biological process: cellular response to corticotropin-releasing hormone stimulus; regulation of transcription by RNA polymerase II. The transcript is spliced from 8 exons. Lineage: Eukaryota; Metazoa; Chordata; Mammalia; Primates; Cebidae. The record is from RefSeq and is a predicted model, not a curated record. The coding region runs from base 3421 to 5217 and encodes 598 amino acids.
AAGCUGGUCUCAAAUUCCCGACCUUGCGAUGUGCCUGCUUCCGCCUCCCAAAGCGUGAGCCACCGCAACCAGCCACUUUCACCUCCUCCAAGCCCACUCAGCCUUUGGUUUGCCCUCUGCACAGUGCAGAUUGUACUUGACCUUGGUUCAUCCCCGGUCAGCUCCUGGGGCUCUGAGAUCUUGCUGUGCGCAUUCUUGGCUCUCCCAUUGUUCAGGGGACACUGCCUGGCUCCCAGGGGGUCCUCAGUAAAUGCUUGUGGUGUGACUAUAGAGGGAUGCAUUUUGAUCUGGGACAAGCGGGGGAACAGAUACCUGUCUGAAGAUGUUAUGAAUCAUUUGUGGGCACCAUGUGGUGCCAGACUCUGGCCCCUGUUCUGAGAACCGGACGGGGAAGACCUGGGCGCUCAGGUUGGGUCUGACUGUGGUAGGUGGUAUUUGGCCCACCCUACCCUUCCUCCUCAGCAGUGGGUUGGUAGGGAGAAAAGACAAGGCUGGGGAAACUACAGACCCAUUACUGGGAAUGGAAGGAUGACACUGUCACCCUGGAAAGCAGGUGUAGUCCAUGGGCUAGGGCAGGUUGGAAGCCUCGUCUUGCUUUCUGUUUGGGGUUAGAGGUGCUCUAGAUGUUUCAACCUGCCCUCCCUUUCCUCCUUCUCUCCCGUGGCCUUUUCCUCCUCCCCUACAGAAUUGGGAGGGAGGGGUGCUGGCAGUGUUGUAAGGGGAGAGCCUGGGUACUGUGGGCCGGAGGACCUCCCCAUGGCCUGGGGACCUCAGGCAGAGGUCAGGAGGGGGAGGAAUCCCAUUGCCCACCCUCUGGGGUCCUCCUCCUCUUUGCCCCUCCUAGCUCCCAUCAUCUCCUUCUCUUUUAUCAGACCUCAUCUCAGUCUGAGGGGCAGUCCAAUAGCUAGUGAAGACAUGCUCUUGCCUUCACUCUGGGGUGUGGUUGAAAAGAAAGAGCUCUGGAGGGGGUGGAAGAAGAGAAGGGGAGAUGUGGGUCGGGGGCCCUGGCUGAGGGGGGCUUUGGCUCAGUGGGGUUGGGGGAGAGGCCGGGGUGUGGGGUGAGGCACACAGUUGGUUUCCACCCUGGAAGGAGAGGUCAGCUGCCCAGUGCUGCCUUGGACUAGGAACCAGGGUCUGGGGCUAGCUCUUAUGUGUGCGUCCUCAUGGAACUUCUCCUGAUAAUGGUACGUUGCAGAUGUGCGUAUCCAGCACUGUUAUAAAUCUUUUACAGGUUAACUUGUUUUAAGCCUGCUGAUAACCCUGUGAUUGUUAAUUUUAGAGAUGUCAUCAUUUUUACAGAUGAGGAGCAUGAGGUACAAAGAGAUUACAUAAUUCACCCAAGGUGACAAGAAGUGGAGCUAGGAUUUGAACCCAGACAGUCUGGGAUCCUGCAUCCGCUCUACUUUAAGUUGGGCCUUCCCAUUUGGGGACUGGAGUCCCAUCCCAGAAGAUUUCUAAGAGUCCCCAUUGCUCUGAUUACAAGGCUGGGCUGCCUGAUUCAGGGGCAUGGAGCCCCUGCCUUUUAGGGACCUCCGAGGCUUUAGGGCCCUAACUGGAGCCCCUAAAGGAGAGAGGGGUAUUCCACUCUGUCCUCAUGAUAGCUCUCUUCCUGUGCCUGCAACAUGCCCUUUUGGACCGUCAAAGGCCGAGAGCCGGGAGGGGUAUGAGGCAGAGGGGCUAGGUGCUGAUGUGUCUGUAUGGCUCUGAAAUACUGUCAUCAGCUCCUGGCCAUGCCCUAUACCCCUGGAAGCAGGUUGCCUGGGGCUUGGGCCCCAGGCUCUGAUGCCUAACCCAGGGAGGUCUUUGGGCUGGCUUGUUCUCCUCUUGUGGCCUGGGUCCUGUCACUGCUCCCAUUCCUGUGUGUCCUGACCACUGCUGUCUCCAGGGAAUGUGCUUGCUACUCACAUCCACUCUCCCUCUGUAGGCCUCCACCAUGGACAGAGGCCAGGCCCUGCCCCUCCCAGGCAGCCUGGCUCUUGCUGGGCCCUGCAGGCAGAAGGGAUAAUGUGUGUUGGCCAAGGCCUGUUGGUCCAUCCAGAGUGAAGAGGAGACUGAGGCACAGAGGGGAGAAAUGACUUUUCCAGGGUCCUGCAGUAAGGAUGUAUAGAGCCAAGCUCAGAAUCUAUGCCUCCUGGAUGGCUGGCAAGCACAGGCACCUGGUCUGACGGUAGAGGACAUACCUUCUUUGUCUGAGGGUGCUUCCAGAGAAGGCCCAUGCCGAUAUGUGGGUGAGAGGUGGAGGGUGGGAAUGGGAUUUCCCUCAGGCCUUUCCUAGGGACAUGAGAUGGGGCUAAGGGUACUGGAGUCCUGGUUCUGUUCCUGAGGAAGCUGGAGCUCCACCUUGCACCCCAGACAGAGGCCAUGAGAUUCCCUUCCUCCUUCCCUGGAAGAGGGCCGUCUCUGAGCAGCAGCCCUCCCAGACCUUGAGAGAUCCCAAAAGAAGCAGGAGCUGGUUCAGUAUCUCCUUCAGCUUCCCAAACAGUUGCCUCAUGGGGCAUUCAGGGUGCAGAAAGCCCUGGAGAGGUGGCUGGGGUGGAGAGGACAGGGUGUCUGCUUGAAGCCUGGAGGGAAGGGGGACACCCUGGGAAGCAGGGCCUCCUGUUGUGGGGGCAGGGCCGGGUGUGUGCCUGGCCUCCCAAUGGCGAUGGCGGCAGGUGCCGUACCACCAAUCUCGGGCCAAAGACAGGGAGAGGAAUUACUGUAAGUGGGAGAGGCAGGUGUUCUCUGGUCAGCUGAAGAUCUGGACUUGGGAAGCACGUGAGUGAAGAUGACAGCAGUGGCCAGGUGUCCCUCCCUCAACUCGGCCCCCACAUUCACCCCCAGUCCAGACCCGGCUUCCUGAGCACCCAGCCCUCCCUCUGGGUACACAGCAGCCCUGGUGGGCAGAAUUCCCUGUGUUUACCUUGUUGUCUGGGUGAUGGUGGUGAUUGGGUGGAACUCCUAUGCCAGAUACACUGCCAAGGCCACCCUGAGGGGCUGCCAACCAGGGCCCCAUGAGUGCUAGAGCUGCUGGUCUUGUGACGUGGGCACCUGUGUGCCAGGCCCGGGCAUGGGCCCAGGGUCACGCUCACACCGGGGCUCCCAUCAGCUGACUAUUUUGGGCUCUUGCUGACCUGGGCCAAAGUCAGGCCCAGCCAAGAGGGCCCAAAGUGGCUCCCCCCAUCCCCAGAGGCCGGCUCUGGUUUCUGCUAUAAAAACAGAGGAGGACACGCCGGCUUGGAGGCAGCACCACAUCCAGAGCCCGCUCAGCUGCUGCCCGGCCUUGGCCACAAGGAUAGGCUGGCUGGGCAGCACCUCUCUCCCCGCAGGGCUCCCUGAGGCCUCCAGGAAGAGCCCCCAACCAAUCUUGGGAUUCUCCCUUCAUGCGGUUGUCUGGGACCUUCAUCCAGGGUCAAAGCAGGUCGUGAGGAGGAAGCUGAGAUGCCCUGUAUCCAAGCCCAAUAUGGAACACCAGCACCGAGUCCAGGACCCCGUGACCACCUGGCAAGUGACCCCGUGACCCCUGAGUUCAUCAAGCCCACCAUGGACCUUGCCAGCCCUGAGGCGGCUCCCACUGCCCCCACUGCCCUGCCCAGCUUCAGCACCUUCAUGGACGGCUACACAGGAGAGUUUGACACCUUCCUCUACCAGCUGCCGGGAACAGUCCAGCCAUGCUCCUCAGCCUCUUCCUCGGCCUCCUCCACAUCCUCGUCCUCAGCCACCUCCCCUGCCUCUGCCUCCUUCAAGUUCGAGGACUUCCAGGUGUACGGCUGCUACCCUGGCCCCCUGAGCGGCCCAGUGGAUGAGGCCCUGUCCUCCAGCGGCUCUGACUACUAUGGUAGCCCCUGCUCAGCCCCGUCACCAUCCACGCCCAGCUUCCAGCCGCCCCAGCUCUCUCCCUGGGAUGGCUCAUUCGGCCACUUCUCACCCAGCCAGACUUACGAAGGCUUGCGGGCAUGGACAGAGCAGCUGCCCAAAGCCUCUGGGCCCCCACAGCCUCCAGCCUUCUUUUCCUUCAGCCCUCCCACCGGUCCCAGCCCCAGCCUGGCCCAGAGCCCCCUGAAGUUGUUCCCUUCACAGGCUGCCCACCAUCUGGGGGAGGGAGAGAGCUAUUCUGUGCCGACGGCCUUCCCAUGCUUGGCACCCACUUCCCCACACCUUGAGAGCUCGGGGAUACUGGAUGCACCCAUGACUUCAGCCAAAGCCCGGAGCGGGGCCCCAGGUGGAAGUGAAGGCCGCUGUGCUGUGUGUGGGGACAACGCCUCGUGCCAGCAUUAUGGUGUCCGCACCUGCGAGGGCUGCAAGGGCUUCUUCAAGCGCACAGUGCAGAAAAACGCCAAGUACAUCUGCCUGGCCAACAAGGACUGCCCUGUGGACAAGAGGCGGCGAAACCGCUGCCAGUUCUGCCGCUUCCAGAAGUGCCUGGCUGUGGGCAUGGUGAAGGAAGUUGUCCGAACAGACAGCCUGAAGGGGCGGAGGGGCCGGCUACCUUCAAAACCCAAGCAGCCCCCGGAUGCUUCCCCUGCCAAUCUCCUCACCUCCCUGGUCCGUGCACACCUGGACUCAGGGCCCAGCACUGCCAAACUGGACUACUCCAAGUUCCAGGAGCUGGUGCUGCCCCACUUUGGGAAGGAAGACGCAGGGGAUGUGCAGCAGUUCUACGACCUGCUUUCCGGUUCCCUGGAGGUCAUCCGCAAGUGGGCAGAGAAGAUCCCUGGCUUUGCGGAGCUGUCACCGGCUGACCAGGACCUGUUGCUGGAGUCGGCCUUCCUGGAGCUCUUCAUCCUCCGCCUGGCAUACCGGUCUAAGCCAGGUGAGGGCAAGCUCAUCUUCUGCUCAGGCCUGGUGCUGCACCGGCUGCAGUGUGCCCGUGGCUUCGGCGACUGGAUUGAUAGCAUCCUGGCCUUCUCAAGGUCCCUGCACAGCUUGGUUGUCGAUGUCCCUGCCUUCGCCUGCCUGUCUGCUCUUGUCCUCAUCACUGACCGGCAUGGGCUGCAGGAGCCACGGCGGGUGGAGGAGCUGCAGAACCGCAUCGCCAGCUGCCUGAAGGAGCACGUGGCGGCUGUGGCAGGUGAACCCCAGCCAGCCAGCUGCCUGUCACGUCUGCUGGGCAAACUGCCCGAGCUGCGGACCCUGUGCACCCAGGGCCUGCAGCGCAUCUUCUACCUCAAGCUGGAGGACUUGGUGCCCCCUCCGCCUAUCAUCGACAAGAUCUUCAUGGACACGCUGCCCUUCUGACCCCCGUCUGGGAACACACGUGCACAUGUGCACUCUCAUAUGCCACCCACGUGCCUUUAGUCCACGGACCCCCAGAGCACCCCCAAGCCUGGGCUUGAGCCGCAGAGUGAAUCCCCCUUAUCACCUGCUCCAGGAGGUUUGCAGGGAGCUCAAGCCCUCGGGGAGGGGGAUGCAUUCAUGGGGGUGACCCCACGAUUUGUCUUACCCUGCAGCCUGGCCCUGGCCUUUAUGUUUUUUGUAAGAUAAACCGUUUUUAACACAUACCGCCAUGCUGUAAAUAAACCCAGUGCUGCUGUAAAUACAGGAAGAAAGAGCUUGAGGUGGAAGUGGGGUGAGGAGGUAGGGACGGGCCCCACCGGCCUGGGCAGCCUUUCCAGCCUCCUGCUGGCUCCGUCCUCCUACCCUCCUUCCACAUGUACAUAAACUGUCACUCUAGAAAGAAGACAAAUGACAGAUUCUGACAUUUAUAUUUGUGUAUUUUCCUGGAUUUAUAGUAUGUGACUUUUCUGAUUAAUAUAUUUAAUAUAUUGAAUAAAAAAUAGACAUGUAGCUGGAA